ACAAUUUUAGAGUUAAUGAUACACUGGAUUUGCAUCAAUCGCUCAGCAAGUCCAGAUAAAAAGCAAGCUGGAAGGCUGGCAGCACACAUUUGGGGUAUCAAAACUCCAGUAGGACAAUUUACCAGAGAUUGGUGUACAGACAUGAGACAUUGUGAAAACAUGAAGACUGUGAUUGUUGCUCUUCUGGUAUCGUUGGUUGUCAGCCAGGGUGAAGCCUUGAAGUGUUACUGUGGAGGCCUGAAGCAUUGUUUAAACCCUGCGGAGACCUGCCACGGUUUAAAUGAUGUCUGUGCCAAAGUCACCUUUUCUGCUGGAUUCACUGGCAGCUACUUCCAGGGUUGCGUCAAAGCAAUUGAGUGCAUGAUAGAGAAUCGUCGAGGUGUAUCUGCCACUUGCUGCAGUAGGAAUCUGUGCAACGGAUAAAUGAACAUCAUGCAACACAUCUUCCAGUGACUGAAUAAUCUACACUCAUGUGUUGUGUACUUUAGCAUUGCCAUAAAGAUCAAUCAGUUGCAA
Messenger RNA from Siniperca chuatsi (mandarin fish), 516 nucleotides. RefSeq lists its product as uncharacterized. The transcript has 4 exons. The record is from RefSeq and is a predicted model, not a curated record. Bases 16 to 423 code for a protein of 135 amino acids. Lineage: Eukaryota; Metazoa; Chordata; Actinopteri; Centrarchiformes; Sinipercidae.